This is a messenger RNA of Camellia sinensis, 1128 nucleotides long. RefSeq lists its product as uncharacterized. NCBI's taxonomy places the organism in Eukaryota, Viridiplantae, Streptophyta, Magnoliopsida, Ericales, Theaceae. The record is from RefSeq and is a predicted model, not a curated record.
AGAGCAUAGUCUCUGAUCCUUGUGGAGUACUCCUUAGCAGUUCUUUGGCACCAUUGACAUUACUCAGCGAACUUAAAUGGGGAAUGUGAUCGGCUCGUUUCUUUCAGGAGUUGGUAACGUUAUCAAUAAUCUGCUUGGCUCUCCACUCAAUUUUCUUUCUGGAAAAUCCUGCAGCUCAGCAUGUGGCUCAACAUGGGAUUUCAUCUGUUACAUAGAGAAUUUCUGCGUUGCUCAUCUGUUGAAGUUGGCUAUGGUUUCAGUUCUUUUCUACUUUGUUCUCUUAUUCUUGUAUUCAUUAUACAAAUUGGGCGUUUGCCGAUGUUUUGCCCGGACACUAUGCAAAACGGUAUGGGCAUGCUUUGCUACAUGCUUCUUCACGGUUGAGCAUGGUUGCACUUUCCUUUGUUAUAAGCUUCCAAAGCUUAAGCGGAAAUACAGAAAGCGUAAAAGAGAUAUCAAACGGUUCAAUUCAAGCAGUACCGAUGAAGAAGAUAGAACAUUUCCCUAUCAUGUACCUAGACACAUGGAGGACAAAAGAUCAUUGUCUCGUCAUUGGAAGGACUACAGAGGAGAUCACUUGAGAAGAUCUUUGAGGCCUAGGAGUCACCGUGUUCGAGUGGGGAUUAGAGGGGAUUCAGUUCAUGUGAACAAGAGAAAUUCCAUGAAGUAUGGUCAUCAUGGUAGAACAGUUCAUGACAUUAGAGUGACUAGAACAUCUCAAUUUGCACAAAAAGGUGCUAAUUACAAGGGCUCAACUCGUCGGAUGAGAAGGAAAGUGAAAGUUCCAUGACAUGUGAAUCAAAUGCCACCAAGAGAAGUGCAAGUUUUAACUGGUAUGUAAUCUUCACCCUCCUUGGAAUUGUUUUACAAAACUGUUUUGAAACUGAUUUUGCAAGUUGUUUUUUCUGCUUCUGAAGCUAUUUCAUGUUAUAAAGUAAAUAGCUUUACACACACAUUAUGACUUUGUAGGAGCCCACUUUUAGGUAUCAAUUUGAUAUGGUUUGCAGUUCUGUUAAGACAGCUAAUGCAGGCUUAGCUGUCAUAAAUCAUUGAAGAAAACAAGAAUAAUGAUAGCUUGAUAUAUGUUGCUGGACCGAUGUCCUAUAAGAAAAAUAAUAUAAAAGUUUA